GCGCGCGAUGACGUCGUAGAGAGUAACAACAUCACAGAGAUAAGUAAUGACGUCACAGAGGGCGAGCAGUAUAAAUGAUCAGGAACGCUGAAGGUGUGUUCAGUAGUUUACAGCAGCAGACAGAAAUUAUUCUUGAUAUCUGCAAUCAACAACUGAGAUGGAUCAUAACAGAUCUACAACUGAUCCCAGUAAAGAACAAAGCAGUACAGGAGAGGGCGACGUCCUGCACUGUAAUAAAUACCUGCUUGAUGAUCAGAAGCUGAUGUUCCCUGGUCCUCUGAUGAGUGAUAAGAUGAAGAAGGACGAGCUGAUGAGGUUCAUCCAGGAGAAAUGUCAGGAGUGUUUGCUUCGUGUGGAUGAACCUGAGCAGCAGAAUUGUUAUUACUUCUGGCUGAUUUUUGAAGCUUUUUGUGAUGGAAAUGCUAAAGUAACGAUGGCUGACAUCGGCAGGAUCCUCCUCAAGGGCCACGAGUGUGUGAGGGAAAAGAUCAGUCACAUGAAGAACGUGGAGAACUGGUGUCUUACACCAGCCAAGCUGUUGUGCUCAGAUGCUCCAGAAGAUGAUCAGAAAAAAGAUAUCGUUAAAAUGGGAAAUGAUUUCGCUUCCAGAGGAUGGACAUAUGCAGCACAUCUCUGCUAUGUGGUAGCAAAAGUGAAGCUGGGAUCACGUGACGGAUUUGAUCUGAUUGGCUGUGAAUGUCCCCCAGACAGUAAAGCAGCCACCAGGGAAGCGAUUGAAAGGACUGAGGUCUAUGAGUAUGUGCUGUAUUUGACCUCAGGUUUCGGACAAACACACUUCCAGGAGUUCAAGUGCCUUCACACCUUUGAGCUGGCCGAAGCUGGUUUUUCUGCCCAGGCACUGGAUUACUGUAAAAGCAUCGCUACGACCUGCUCCAGAGACUUUCAGCCCAUCGAUAAACGACUGAUUGAACUCGCUAUAUCUCUUUCUGGGCAGCUAAACACAGGGAAAGAAAAACAUGAAUGGCUGAACAAACUUCACCAGCUAAACAAUGCCACACUAUCAACUGAUGAGGAGCAGUCCAGCUCAUGUUCUUCUGAGAAUCAAGACUUUUACUGCUUGAUGGAGGAGCAUCUCACACCCACUAUAUACAACUAUCCAAAAUAUGAGGAAAAAGAUUUCGGAUACACUAUCAAACAUGAGCUGGGACAUGGAUCUUUUGCUACAAUCUACAGUGCAGUGUGUAAAGCAGAUGGGAGGCUGGUUGCUAUUAAAUGUGUGACCAGACAUCCAUAUGACAAAUUCAUCACUAUUCCCGGACAGACCGUCCCCCUGCCUGUUGAGGUGGCAUUAAUGGAGAUGAUGUCUAAGCCGACUUGCUGUAAGAACGUGGUGGAGCUGUUGGAAUGGUUCGAGUCACCUGCUUACUUCUACUUGGUAAUGGAGUAUCCCGUCCCCUGCAUGGAUCUGUGGAGAUUCCUGAAAAAAAACAAAUAUACACUACAUGAACCACUGGCUCGGAAAAUCAUGCUGCAAGUGGUUCAGGCUGUUCUUCAGUGCUGCGAACGUGGAGUUCUUCACCGAGACAUCAAAUCCCAGAAUGUUCUGAUCAAUACGGACACUUUGGAGGUGAAGCUGAUUGAUUUCGGAUGUGGUGAUCUGCUGAAGGAUGAGCUGUACACAUACAUCGCAGGUACACCGAGUAUCUGGCCGCCCGAGUGGAGGCUUGACACAGGGUAUUUUGGCAUCUCUGCUACUGUCUGGAGUCUGGGUGUCCUGCUGUAUCAGGUGGUUUGUGGUGAUAUGCCCUUUGAGGAAGAUGAAAUUGCUGAUGGGUUUCUGUCCUUUGGCCCUGAUCUGUCUACUGACUGCUGUCAACUGAUAAAAUGGUGCUUGGAAACAAACCCUUACAAUCGACCGUCUUUAAAAGAAAUCUUGAACCACAAAUGGUUCAGGGAUGGACUUUUAGAGGACACGGUCCCGCUGAAAGCCAAUAUCCAGUGUUGAUCAGUGGUUCAUCUCAAGAUUUUUUCCUCAAAUUAUCGAGAGUUUUUUCUUGUUACUGUUGAGAUUGAUUUACUCAUUACGGAUUUCAUCUACAACCAGAGUUGAGUCUAAAACUGUAGUGAAUGAACGGAUGGCUUGAUUAACAAAUAAAUCAAUAAAAGCUAUUGGAA
Silurus meridionalis is the source of this 2136-nucleotide messenger RNA. Its product is annotated as serine/threonine-protein kinase PSK1-like. The coding region runs from base 158 to 1966 and encodes 602 amino acids. The record is from RefSeq and is a predicted model, not a curated record. NCBI's taxonomy places the organism in Eukaryota, Metazoa, Chordata, Actinopteri, Siluriformes, Siluridae. Gene Ontology annotation, molecular function: ATP binding; protein serine/threonine kinase activity. The transcript is spliced from 15 exons. Gene Ontology annotation, biological process: regulation of mitotic cell cycle; negative regulation of apoptotic process; protein autophosphorylation. Gene Ontology annotation, cellular component: cytoplasm.